UUCUUAAAAUAAUUGCCUAAGUCAUUUUUUUUCAAAAAUGAUUUUUUUGCCUAAAUCAUCUCUUCAUGAUGCUGGCCACCUCUGGUAAAAUUGCCAACAUCCUCAAUUAAACAGAUCAUGCCAUUCUACCCCUUUUGUAUAAUUGCCUAUGUCAAGAGUGUGACUUAGGCAGUUUUAUUUUGCCUAAGUCACCAGACAAAUUGACUUAGGCAAUUUUAGAAGUUUUUCAAGAUAGCGGAUGAUUCAAGGAGAUGAAAAUUCUACACAGCUGCUGAUGCUAUUUCCAUGAUUCAGGACUCUUCCCAUGUUGGAGAUGUACUUGACAUUGAUGACACCAGUCUGUCCUCAUCUACUGAGGAUUACAAUGAGACCAUCAAUAAAGAGAUGAUGCAGCAUGUUGAUAAUGAUGCACCUUCUGCUCCCAUGGAUAAAGUGAAAGAUGCCAAGAAGACACAUCCACACUAAGAAGAGGCGAUAUCAAAUGAUGUUAGCAAUGAUGGUGAUGAUGUCAUUCAAGAUCCGGACUAUACCCCAACCUGUGAUGAGUCCUCCUCUCCUGAAGAUGAAAACAGCCUAUCUAUGGUGGCAACAACUGUAGAACAGCAGGAUGGGGAUGUUAAAUUGAAAGAUGCAGGCAAAAAGAAAAGACAUAAACACCUCAGUCCAAGAACAUGGAAGCAAAAUGAAUCCAAGCAGAAACAUCUGAAAGGAAUGUCAUACAAGAGCAAAAGUGGCAAAGAAAUAAGUGCAAAAACAAUGGGUCCUCCCUGCAACUCCAAGUUCUGUCAGCAAGUCUCAACUCAAGACUGCCAAGUCCUUACAGAAGAGCAGCAGCAGUGGGUAUUUGACAAGAUUUGGGCAAUGAACACCUGGGAAGAACAUCGGUCAUAUGUCACCACUUUGGUCACAAAGACUAGCAUGAAGCAAAAAAUAGUUACUGAGGGAUCCCGACGCAAUUCAUCAUUUUCCUACCAACUGAAGCUUGAAGAUAGAACAAGUGUUAAAGUGUGCAAGGCACUUUUUUCUUCUACACUUGGUCUCCCUGAAAGAACCAUUACAAAAUGGCUGGAUGACCCCAUCAACCCUGAAAAACAAGCAGAGGAGCCAUCAAAAUCUGGACCAAAAAGUGGCAAACACACAAAGGUGGAAACUGAUGUCAAGGAUUUCCUUAAGAACUGGUUGAGGGACCUGGCCAGUGUUGACUCACACUACUGCAGAAGCACAGCUACCUACAAAGACAAGAAGUUCCUUUACCAAGGCACAACCAUCUCCCAACUACAUCGUGAAUAUGGACAAGCAGCUGCAACUGCUGGAGUGAGAGCUGUUGGAAUCCAAUAUUUCACAGCUGUGUUCCAUGAGGAGAACUACUCCGUAUUUAUUCCAAGAAAAGAUCAGUGUGAUGUUUGUGUUUCAUUCAAACAUGGAAAUAUCAGUGAGGCUGCAUAUCACGCACAAGUCACCAAGAAGGAUGAAACCCAUCAUGCCUGUCGAGUGUCAUCACUUCUUUGACAAUUUGCCACACUAAUAGGCAUCACACAAGAACCCAGAAGAAGAGCUGGAAGGAGAAGUGCUGGAAGAAGUGGAAAAAAUGCACAUGCCUCCUGUUAGUUUGUGCUGUAAAAUUGCCUAGGUCACAAAGGCAUGUUCAAAAAUUUGCCUAAGUCAUUUAAUUCUGUCAUGUUCCAUGUUUGACUGACCUUGCUGUUUGUAUGUCAAAAGACAUCUGUUGUUACAACGUUUUUGAUUAAAAUUGUUUGGAAAUAUCAUUUAUUCAACAAAUGGUUCAGUUUUUUGUGUCUCCUGAAAAAUUGCAAAAAAUGACUUAGGCAA
Gambusia affinis (western mosquitofish) is the source of this 1830-nucleotide messenger RNA. RefSeq lists its product as uncharacterized. The record is from RefSeq and is a predicted model, not a curated record. Bases 580 to 1509 code for a protein of 309 amino acids. NCBI's taxonomy places the organism in Eukaryota, Metazoa, Chordata, Actinopteri, Cyprinodontiformes, Poeciliidae. The transcript is spliced from 2 exons.